CAUAGUGUGUAUUCAUGGUGUAUCCAUCAUGCUAAAUUUCCGUUUCCGGUGUCAUGGCAGAAAAUUUACCCGACGGUUGGGAAAAGCGUGUUAGUCGGUCCUCCGGAAGAGAUUAUUACCUCAAUCUUCAUACAAAGGAAAGUCAGUGGGACAUACCCACAGAGCCAGCUAGCAAUAAAAUGUCUCAAGUACAGUGUUCCCAUCUUCUUGUUAAACAUAAUAAAUCACGAAGACCAGCUAAUUAUAAAGGCGAAAAUAUAACAAGAAGUAAAGAAGAAGCAUUAGACUUAUUGAAAGGUUAUCGACGCCAAAUUGAUGAUGGUGCAAAUUUCAGUGAAUUAGCUACUCAAUUCAGUGAUUGUUCUUCUGGGAAACGUGGUGGAGACCUUGGACUAUUUGGAAGGGGACAAAUGCAAAAACCAUUUGAAGAUGCAUCGUUUGCUUUAGAAGUUGGCCAACUUAGCGAUAUUGUUGAUACUGAUUCAGGAGUUCACAUUAUAUUAAGAACUGCUUAAUUUUUUAAGAAAAUAUAAUCUUCGAGUUACCUUGAAGGAUGAAAAUUAAUGGUAGCUCUUAAAUACUGAUUACACUGUAAGAUAAGAUCUGUAAAUUUAUUUUGUUGGACACUUUUUAAUAGGUAAAAAAAAAAUCAAUAAAUUGUAGGAACAAAGUUCCCAGGUAACAAAUACUGGUGUGUACCAUCUACAAUAGAUUCAGUAAUGUAGUAACAACUGUAGUUUCAAUAUAACCAUCAGGAUUGUACACAUCAAUAAGAAGUUCUUUUGUUUUUCUACAACCAUUACAUAAAUAUAUGGAUUUUUUUUAUCAGAAGUACAUAAUCCUAAGAUCAUCAUAUUUGCACAGUUUUUUCUUUGUUAUUCAAGAUCAUAAUGAAAAUUUUGUGGAUGCUCAUGCAAUUACAUGUACAUGUGCUCACUUUUUGAUUUUGCUUUGUACCAUGUUUAAAAUUUUCAUACAAAUGCUCUCAAUAUUUUUACAUCUUUUCUAUUUAUGAUUCAUUUGAUGAUUUAUUGUGUCACAAAGUGUGUGCUUUUUGUAAUUUAGAACCAGACGCAGACCAUCAUUUACAAAUCGUGUCAUAUCAUAAUCAUAUGCAUGUAAUGCUUUAUAAUUUUAGAUCAGUUCAACUUAUUUGUUAUAAAUGACUACUUUGUGUCAUCGCUCGUUUAUAAUACAUAUAAUUUUAUGUCUAUUAAACCAAUAUAAAAAAUA
Patella vulgata (common limpet) is the source of this 1233-nucleotide messenger RNA. Its product is annotated as putative peptidyl-prolyl cis-trans isomerase dodo. The transcript is spliced from 3 exons. Gene Ontology annotation, cellular component: cytosol; nucleus. Gene Ontology annotation, molecular function: peptidyl-prolyl cis-trans isomerase activity; protein binding. The record is from RefSeq and is a predicted model, not a curated record. Lineage: Eukaryota; Metazoa; Mollusca; Gastropoda; Patellidae. The coding region runs from base 54 to 515 and encodes 153 amino acids.